UCAGCUCGGCGCAUCCCCUCUACUGGACGAAGUGCGACCAUUUUGCAGGGGGGAGAGGCGAGUGGUGGCGAUUGACGGCGCACAGGAGCCAGAUCUGGGGUGCGGGGCGGCGGCCUGAGUCGCUGGACCCGGGGACUGACGGCCCCCGGGAGGGCGAGCGAGAACGGCGCCGACCGGGCUCGGUUCUUUCGUCUCCUUAGGCACCCGUGCCCGCCUCAGGGCCUCCAUUUAACCCGCCAAGAUGUCUAGGCCCGUCAGGAACAGAAAAGUGGUGGACUACUCACAGUUUCAGGAGUCAGAUGAUGCAGAUGAAGAAUAUGGCAGAGAUUCAGCCCCUCCAGCCAAGAAAAUUCGUUCAUCACCAAGGGAAGCAAAAAAUAAGAGGCGGUCUGGAAAGAAUUCUCAGGAGGAUAGUGAAGACUCAGAAAAAGAUAUGAAGACAAAGAGAGAUGAUUCUCACUCAGCGGAUGAAGAUUUUGGCAGUGAGGAUGACUUAGGAGCAGAUGAUGGCAAAGCUGAUAGUGACUAUGAGAGUUCUCAAAAGAACAAAAAAGGGAAAAAAGUGAAACCUGACAAGAACAAAAGAGCAACUUCCAAAUCCAGGAAAAGGGCUGCAGAGGACAGUGAGGAUGAGAAAGAAGAUCAGAAAAAUGUGCGCCAGCAGCGACAGGCAGCAUCCAAAGCUGCUUCCAAGCAGCGAGAAAUGCUCAUGGAUGAUGUGGGCAGUGAGGAGGAAGACCAGGAAGAGGAGGAGGCAUCGUUUCAGGAAAAAGAGUCUGGCAGCGAUGAAGACUUCCUUGUGGAAGAUGAUGAUGAUAGUGACUAUGGCAGUUCAAAAAAGAAGAACAAAAAAGUGGCUAAGAAAUCCAAACCAGAAAGGAAAGAAAAGAAAAUGCCUAAACCAAGGCUAAAGGCUACAGUUACACCUAGUCCAGUGAAGGGCAAAGGGAAGGGAGGCCGUCCCACAGCUUCAAAGACAUCAAAAGAAAAGACCCCAUCCCCAAAAGAUGAUGACGAAGAGCCUGAAAGUCCUCCAGGAAAGAAGAAAUCAGUUAGUCCUCCUCCAGACAAAUCUGGGGAUGAAGGGUCUGAAGAUGAAGUCCCCUCUGGUGAAGAUUAAAUGGUGGUGUGGGAGAGAAACUUUUUUUGAGAGAGCGAGAGAG
Molecule: messenger RNA, 1163 nt
Organism: Podarcis raffonei (Aeolian wall lizard)
Lineage: Eukaryota; Metazoa; Chordata; Lepidosauria; Squamata; Lacertidae
Gene: NUCKS1
Product: nuclear casein kinase and cyclin dependent kinase substrate 1
Exons: 8
Coding region: 242-1120 (292 amino acids)
Biological process (GO): interstrand cross-link repair; double-strand break repair via homologous recombination
Cellular component (GO): cytoplasm
Molecular function (GO): double-stranded DNA binding; single-stranded DNA binding
Source: RefSeq, a predicted model, not a curated record